Molecule: messenger RNA, 3147 nt
Organism: Notothenia coriiceps (black rockcod)
Lineage: Eukaryota; Metazoa; Chordata; Actinopteri; Perciformes; Nototheniidae
Gene: plekhf2
Product: pleckstrin homology domain containing, family F (with FYVE domain) member 2
Exons: 1
Coding region: 38-772 (244 amino acids)
Biological process (GO): endosome to lysosome transport; endosome organization
Cellular component (GO): early endosome
Molecular function (GO): phosphatidylinositol binding; metal ion binding
Source: RefSeq, a predicted model, not a curated record
CCCUCCACCCUUGCUCUGUGUGUCCCUGCAGGGGAAGAUGGUGGACCGGCUAGCGAACAGCGAGGCGAACUCUAAACGCAUUGGGGUAGUCGAGGGCUGCUUCGGCACGGCCGGCCAGCCGCUCGUCAUCCCGGGCCGCGUGCUGAUCGGCGAGGGCGUGCUCACCAAACUCUGCCGCAAGAAACCCAAGGCGCGCCAGUUCUUCCUCUUCAACGACAUCCUGGUGUACGGCAACAUCGUGAUCCAGAAGAAGAAGUACAACAAGCAGCACAUCAUCCCGUUGGAGAGCGUCACCAUCGACACGGUGCCCGACGAGGGAGACCUGCGGAACGGCUGGAUCAUCAAAACGCCCACCAAGUCCUUCGCCGUUUAUGCCGCCACCGCCACCGAGAAGUCCGAGUGGAUGAACCACAUCGGGAAGUGCGUGGUGGAUCUGCUGCAGAAGAGCGGGAAGGCGCCGACGGGAGAGCACGCGGCCGUCUGGAUUCCCGACUCGGAGGCCACGGUCUGCAUGCGCUGCCAGAAGGUUAAAUUCACGCCCGUAAGUCGCCGCCAUCACUGCAGGAAAUGCGGCUACGUGGUUUGCGGUCCGUGCUCCGAUAAGAAGUUCCUACUGCCCAGCCAGUCCUCCAAACCCGUGCGAGUGUGUGAGUUCUGCUUCGGGCAGCUGACGGCGGGAGGCUUGGCGCCGAGAGCGGACUCCAUCAGCCAGCUGGGGUCAAAGUUCAACAACAUGUCGGACGACGAUGACGACGACGACAGCAGCGACUGAGGAAAUAAAACGUCCCUCUGAGGAUCGUCCAUUCAAACCAAAAUAUUUUAUUGCUUUUCCCUCUGAUUCCAGCAAGGAUGAAUACUGAACAGUGAUUUAAUGAAAUGUGGAAUUAUUCGGGGGAAAGUCUGACUUUUCAUCUCUUCCACUUAUGACUCUUGAUUAGUCACUACAGAAAACAGUGGUGCCCUUUUGCAUUAACUUCAUCCAGGGGGGCGGGGCUUAUUUCUUCCCACUCUCUUUUUAACCGUACGUCCAUGAACACAGAGGAUAUCUCUGCGGGGAAAAGUGUGUUCGCUCCUCUCUUCACCAAACAGGGCUGUUUUCUACGUUUUUUAUUAACAACUAAAAUGUAGAUAUUACGCUAGUCGACCUAAAUGUCGUUCCUGAGAAAUAUUGUCUUCCAAUCAGAGCAGGGAUUAUUCCUUUUCUAAUGUUCUGUCCCUAAGCUUCUUCCUGUUGGGGCUUCCAAGCUCCUCUGCUCCUGAGAGAGGUUUGGUGUUUUUCUGGGGCUCCUUUUUUUUAAUCACUUACACAUUGUAGAUAUCACGCUAAAAGAGCUUGUGAUUAAACACAUGUUGAAUUAUUUGAGGAAAAGUCUGACUUUUUGGCUCACUUCUGACUCUUGAUUGGUCACCAUAGUGCUGAUGAAGCAUCCCUAUAUCUUGUUUUAAUUGCACGUCCAUUACCCACUCAACCUUCUGCAGGGAAAAGCUCAAUGGUUUUGUUCUCUGUCCUUGUCUCUCCAAACAGGGCGGUUUACUCUAAUAUAAAUGUGGUGUUUUUCUGCUAUUUUGUGAACCCUAUUUUUAUCAGUAACAAAAUAAAUCCUACUCUAAUCCCAAAGCUUUUUCUAGUCGACCUAAAUGUAGUUGCUUCUGACAAAUCAUCUCGUCUAACACUUUAGUGAGUUUUCUCUCCGCGGUCGCCCCUUUAAAAAGGACCUCUGCCUUUGCCCUCACGUAGUGCCUUGCAGGAAAUGGAGGAAACCAGUGUUCUGCGAAUGAGACUCGAUGACACCCUGACUCUGAAACACAUCACAGAGUUAUCAAUGUGUGUGUGUGUGUUUGCAGCACACACACGAGCAGGCAGGUCACACACCAGCCGACAACGGGAAGAGUUACAUUUGGACUUUUCCUCGAAAGUUUUGUUUUCUGCCGGACAAAGACUCUUGAAACAUCCAUCGAUCACCGACUCUCAAAUUAAAAUAUGGUUUAAAUCCAGGCUUUGAUUUUGAGGCUUGUUUUCAUGGAUCUAACGACCUGUGAUCUGGAGGUUAUUUUAGGCAUUUUAUGUACAUUUGACAACCUGUAAUGUAGAUUGUUUUGUUCACAACCUGAGCGUGUUUCCUGCUUUGUGUCUUAAGGACCAGAAGAGUCUUUGAAAAGGAUCAAUGUUGUGGUUUGUUGGCAGGCGGCCUCUGUGCACGGAUAUAACUACAGCUGCAGCGGUCGGUACUGAAACUGUAGCCUCAUGAUUUAUUUUACAUUUAUUAAAGCACACACAACUUCCUUUAAAGAAAUUCAAAACAACCCUGAUCAGUGGAAGGUAAAUAAGUAGGAGUGCGGAGCAACGACGGCGUAUUAAAGUCACUGUAGGUCUAUUCAACUUUAUUCUCGUUUUUUAGCUUCAAUUUGUGAGUUUUUUUCUCCUCAAUCUAACAUUAAAAUCUCUGAAAAUAUCAAAACUUUUUAUCCUAGAAACAAACAAUGUGAACCCUUGAAUUUUUGAGAUGUUUCCUUUGAAUAAUCCCGCCCUUCCACCAUUUUAUUUAGAAUUUCAAUAUUAAAAAAUAUCAGAUUGUUUACGAGUCAAACCCCCGCCUAAUUUCAUGUAGUAAUGCAUUUUCUCGAAAUACCUGAUAUCCUUUUGAGGAAAUUCCAGUUUCAAUUUUUUUUAUCUCAGAAAAUCUCAAAAUUCAACAAAAAAAUCUAGUUUUUGACUCAAAAUAUAUGCAGUAUUUUCCUCUUAAACUCACUGCUUCAAUGACAAGUCGCUUUUUGUGUGUAAAUUGACCUUUUUAAUCUCAGACAAAACGCUAUUUUAUAACGUGUAAGAUAAAGACGUUUAUCUUGAGGUGCUCUUUACUUAUUUGCAUUUUUCUUUUUACAAAAAGUGAAAAUUAAUUUUUGGGGAAAAUAUUACUUUUUUAAUACAUUUGAGUUUUUUUGUCCCAUUAAUUUACCAUUUAAAUCUCAGAUAAUAUCAAAUAUUUCUACUUUAUUCUAAUUAUUUUAAUAUGUUGUUGUACCUACAUUGACUCUGAUACGCCGCCGUUCUGUUUUUAAUCACUUGGAUAAUCAGGAAGUGUUCGCCCUGCUUGUGUUUCCUGAUCACAUGAUCUGCUGUUGCGUCAUGACCAACUACAUCCAUGG